This is a messenger RNA of Lactuca virosa, 1155 nucleotides long. NCBI's taxonomy places the organism in Eukaryota, Viridiplantae, Streptophyta, Magnoliopsida, Asterales, Asteraceae. The record is from the annotation of a GenBank genome assembly.
UGGGACUGUAGAUUCAUCUUCAUCAUAUCAGGCACACAAAAAUGGAUGAGAGAGCAGACUCGUCGGAGAACCCAAUGAGUCAUUUCAAUGGAGGCAGCUUCAACAUGUUCCCAGCGGAUUUCAUGCAAGAAACAGAAUUCGAAAAGUUCAUAUCUGGAUUUCGAGGGGAGAUUGCUGAUCCCAUCGAGAAAUUCUGUUUAGACUACGAAUGUAAUCACCUUACCGAGUCCUGCACGGAUCUUCAGCUGCUGCCGCUGCCGUAUGAAGCCGUCGUUACUGGUGGUGUUGGUAGCGGCAUUGGUGGUUAUGAUGCGAUGGGUCUGCAUUCAAACCUGAUUUGGAACCAGGAAGGACAAGACUUGAAGGAUUCUGUUGUUUUCGGAGAUGAUAAUUCGUCUGAAACUGCAACAACCGGUAAUCCUGAUACACCGACAAGGAGGAGUAGCGGUGGCGUAAAAGGAGAUCGGUCAAGGACUUUGAUUUCAGAGCGGAAGAGGAGAAGUGGGAUGAAGGAGAAGCUCUACGCGUUGCGUUCGUUGGUACCCAACAUUACUAAGAUGGAUAAAGCUUCGAUAGUUGGAGAUGCUGCAAGAUACAUUCAAGAACUUCAAACACAAGCUAGGAAUUUAAAGGCGGAGAUUGAAACAAUCGAAGCACUUGAAAACCAAAGAACGCCACCUCACAAUUCGAAGAAGAUUCAUGCUACAAACUCGUUUCCAAUACUGAAAAAGAUAUCCAAGAUGGACGUGUUUCAAGUAGAGGAAAAAGGAUACUACGUGAGACUGGUUUGCAAUAAAGGACGAGGUGUUGGAGUCUCGCUCCAUAAAGCACUCGAGUCAAUUACGAGCUUUCAUGUCCAAAACUCAAACUUGGCAACAGAUGGUGAUACUUUUGUGUUAGCAUUUAACUUAAACGUUACAGUGUGUGAGUUUGACAUCAACUUACCAAAUUUGAAGCUAUGGCUUGCUGGGGCUUUUCUUAACCAAGGGUUCGAAUUCAUCUCAUUUCCAUCGGCCUAAUGUUGAGGUGUUUUUAUGUGCGAGUAUUUUUUAACACUGGCACAAAUAGCACGAUUGGAAUAAAAAUGUAUUGUGUUUUCUUGCUAACGAGAAGUAAUGUUUUGUUGACAAGUGAUGGUUUAAUGGAUGUUGUAAG